Molecule: messenger RNA, 3872 nt
Organism: Oncorhynchus keta (chum salmon)
Lineage: Eukaryota; Metazoa; Chordata; Actinopteri; Salmoniformes; Salmonidae
Product: visual system homeobox 2-like
Exons: 5
Coding region: 467-1570 (367 amino acids)
Biological process (GO): regulation of transcription by RNA polymerase II
Cellular component (GO): nucleus
Molecular function (GO): sequence-specific double-stranded DNA binding; DNA-binding transcription factor activity, RNA polymerase II-specific
Source: RefSeq, a predicted model, not a curated record
UGACGACGGUAAAAUAACAGGAGCUCGGCAUUCUGAUUCAUGUCACCAAUUCUGAACCGUUUGCAGCAACAGCGGCUUUAUGGUGGGUUAAUGAACCAUGUUGUCUGGAAAAAAAACGUAUCUUAAUUAACAACUCUAAAAAGUCUUAAAAUGUAUUUUAUUUGAAUCGAUCUGCCAUCGCGAAAGAAUCGCUUUGACCCCUUCUGUUGUCUUGUUGAAUGUGGCGUUGAGUUCUCUCUGUGGUAAUUGGCUGAGAGAAAUGACCCCUGGCGCCAGGAACCUGUUGGAUAAAAAGGGAACGUUGCGGAGGGAGAAAAAAGCAGAGAGAGAGAGAGAAAUUGAGAGAGAGCACACUGGUGAUUGCACAAGGGACUGGCUUGUGCAGGGCGGGAACACCAAUCAGGGAAUACCAUCAGAGAACAGUUAUGACAGGAAAAUAAUGGACCGUUCUUUUCAGACUCUUUGAAUGAAACAGAAAAUGGCUUCGCCCUUAAAACUAGUUGGACUUCAGCAUCAACCGUCGAAAAUGGGUUCUAUUACGACACAUAGGUGCACAGGAUUUGGAAUCCAGGAAAUUCUGGGCUUGAACAAGGAGCCGCCCGCGUUUCCGCGGCGUCCGUUGGAAUCUCUGCAGCACAGGGCGCACCUUCUGACGGCUAGGUCGGCUUUAGGCCCCGCGGCAGUCGGGGUUGGAAUGGGAAUUAUUGGUCCAGGAGGGAUUCAUUCGUUUUACAGCCAGCCUGCCUUUCUGGAGGUGUUGCAGGAGGCGCAGAGUGUUCACCUUCAGCCGCUCAACAGGGCCAGGGCAACGGGACAGCUGGAUGCCCACCACUCCGCAAGCUGUUCUGAUUCAGAUGACGUAUCCUCCAGUGAAAAGACAUUUUCUAAUUCAUCGAUGAGCCAGAACAAGAAAAGAAAGAAGAGACGUCACAGAACUAUAUUUACUUCGUAUCAGCUGGACGAGUUGGAGAAGGCUUUCAACGAGGCCCACUACCCCGAUGUUUACGCCAGAGAGAUGCUCUCCAUGAAGACUGAACUUCCAGAGGACAGGAUACAGGUUUGGUUUCAGAACCGACGUGCCAAGUGGAGGAAGAGGGAGAAGUGUUGGGGUCACAGCAGUGUGAUGGCGGAGUACGGCCUGUACGGAGCCAUGGUCCGCCACUCCAUCCCUCUGCCCGAGUCCAUCCUCAAGUCAGCCAAGGACGGCGUCAUGGAUUCCUGUGCCCCAUGGCUACUGGGUAUGCACAAGAAGUCCAUGGAUACCCCUGUACCGACCUCUUCUGGAAAACUAGAAGCUCCCCAUUCCCAACCGCCUGCCAGGGAACGAGAGAGGGAGAGAGUGGUGGAGAAAACAGAGGAGGAGGAGGAGAGGAGGAGGGAGAGUACCAGAUCGUCCAUGUCCAAAGAGGAACUGCGAGAGAAUAGCAUCGCUGCACUCAGAGCUAAAGCACUGGAACACAGCGCUAAGAUGCUGGGGACACAUCAUGGGGACGGACCACCGGGAACAGUUUCAGGGGACGGAACAGGGGGACAGCCAAUGGAGACAGAGGACAAAGAGGAGGACAGUUGAAGCCUGCGUUGGAGAGAGAGAGAGAGCCCAGUCACUGAUAUGAAUGCUCAUUGUCUAAAGAAGUUGAUGCCCUCUCUGUAAAGAACACUGUUUACAUACUCCUGACGUCUAUACUAAUCAUAAACAAGAUGGUAUCGCUCACAAUACACAAUAUUCUUAGUAGCAAAUAAAAGUACAUCAUGUUUCUUUGACACCAAGACCUGAUAUCGUCAACCUCAAAAUCCUUCAGUCAUGGAGAUCAAUUUUGUACAGAUCACAUUUUGCAACAUGGCAAAUUCCACCUCGGUAAACUGCUAUAACUAUACCCUGGUCUAUAACUGUCCACUGUUUUGUAAUCUGUCAGCUAUCUGGGUGCUUGCUAUUCUGCGACUUUAGGAAGACUAACUAUUUGGUUCCGUCGAUCAGUCUCUACAUAACAUAAUAGGGGACAGUACAUAGGCUAAGGUAAUACUCAAAACAUGUCGUGACAAAAAAUAUACAUGGUGUCUUGUGGAAAAAACAAGAGACUAAACUUGCAGAGGAUUCGUGGACCUUUUUUAACACAAACACUUUCUCUUGAAAUGUGUGGUGGAUCUCUCUAUUGUAAUAAUUUUAAAACGAAAUAUAGCUACGUUCAUGUAGUUGGAAAUCAGUAAGUUGUGUUUUUGUUUCGUCUCUGUGUUCUGUAUAAUAGUAAUAAAACGUUAUUUACGUGGAAGAUUCCGGGGUAUCGUGUGUGUGUGUAUUGAUGAGGAUUCAUUAAGAAUAGCCCAAAUUACAUAAACCACAUUGCAUACGUCUGUCAUAAUAGGCUAUUUUAAAUCGAAACAUAUUGAUUGAUCUUGUAAUAUAAAUAGACUCAUUGUGUUAUAGAUUAUACCCCAGUUGCACCAAACUGAUAACCUAUAACCUGAUCAACUAAACGUUCUAAAUAGGUCAUGAGCCAGACAGGUAGACUAAGAAGGAACGAAAAUGAAUGAUUUAGGCUACCUUAUUUAGUUGCCUCUUGUUUCAAGGCUACAGCCUACAACUAAAUACAUUGUGAAGCGAGGGUGACACAAUAGACUGGCGGCGGGACAUUAGCGCCAGCAUUUAAUUUAUUUCAUAAAAUUCCUUAAACCUUCUUUUACUAAAACCAGAUCUAUCCUUUGUUAGUUUCAAAUCCCCUAAAACCACCUGCCUUCUAGAAAAUUAUCUUUUGUCUGGAUUUUCGUCUCUCCAUAUAUCAAUCAUUCCCUUUUCUAACAUAAUCUUCUUUACACAAUAUUUCGUUGAUUUAAAUCAUAGUGUAUAAAUUGAAUGAAUUAAAAAUUUAAUGAAAAAUGCAUUAUUAGGCUCAGUCUAUAUUAUUACGUUCUGUCUAUAUGUUGCUUCAGGGAAAAUGCAGGCUCAUAUCAACCUGAACUAUCUGUGAAGCCACAUACUCUGGCCAAAAUGGUGUUUCUAGAAAAAAAAAUUAAAAGGCACUACAGACAGAGCCUUAUAAUGCACUUUUUUUCGUUUCAUUUUAAAGUCACAGCCUAGUUAAAUAAAAGGUUAAAUAAAAAUAGAAAAUAAAAACAGACUUUAUAAACAGCCUGGAGUGCAGACCAACAGCGGAGAAAACCCCUCUCCCCGCUUGUAGCCACUGGGAAUGAUAAACACCCUUCGGGUCACGGCUGGGCGGGGAUGCGGAGCUGUUUAAAAUUUUAAAAAUGAUAUAGGUAAGUCUAAAGGUCUUUAGGCGAAAUAACCCAAUCAAAAGGAAAGAAAGAGGUUAUACUGUGUCAGGCCUAUUCGGCCAAAAUCAAUGAUAAUCUAUUGUAUAGAUAAUAGAACGAAAAUCAACGGAGCUUUUAAUAUGUUGUAUUUAUUAAAUACUUUGUUACAAUGACACACUCAGCUCGCUUACCCACCUCCUUCCUUCCUGUUAGCAUGUACACAUAGUAGACAAUCAUGCUUUCGGGAUAUGUAUGUCUAUGUGUCUUUUCAGAUUCGACAAUGAGUCUUUAGUUGUGGACACUACAUAUAUUUAAGCUGUUGUCUGUGCCCGAAUAAUGUUUAUACCCUGUUUUGUGCUGCUACCAUGUUGUGUUGCUACCAUGUUGUUGUCAUGUGUUUCUGCCAUGCUGUGUUGUUGUCUUAAGUCUCUAUUUAUGUAGUGUUGUCUCUCUUGUUGUGAUGUGUGUUUUGUCCUAUAUUUUAUUUAAAUGUUUUUAUUUUUAAUCCCAGCCCCCGUCCCCGCGGGAGGCCUUUUGGUAGGCCCUCAUUGUAAAUAAGAAUUUGUUCUUCACUGACUUGCCUAGUUAAAUAAAGGUUAAAUAAAAAAUACACUCACUCCCUC